Messenger RNA from Salvia miltiorrhiza (redroot sage), 3463 nucleotides. RefSeq names its product myosin-binding protein 7-like. The transcript has 3 exons. The coding region runs from base 611 to 2152 and encodes 513 amino acids. NCBI's taxonomy places the organism in Eukaryota, Viridiplantae, Streptophyta, Magnoliopsida, Lamiales, Lamiaceae. The record is from RefSeq and is a predicted model, not a curated record.
UUGUAUCUAUUUAUAGAGGCAAAAAAUGAGGCGAAGAGAGAGAGAAAGAGAUAUUGAAAGAGAGAGAGAGAGAGAUGGCGGCCGUCCGGCUUAGUGUAAACGGGACGGGGAAGAAGUGGUGGUUCUGUUCUGACGUUUAAAUUUGGAAGGGCAAAAAGAUUUCCACGGAAAACGAAGCUAAUCUGAAACAAAUACCAGAAGCACAGAGCGCACAACGCUUCUAGGGCUGCGAAUUCCUCUCUGCUCAAAUUUUGUUCCCGUCUCUUUACCUCAAAUCUCCAUUUUUGCCGGGAAAUUUGUUUGUGGAUUUGAAUUAGCAGCCACCUUCAGUUUUCUCCGAGCUAAUCAAUUUCCAGAACUCGCAAUGGAAGGCAUUUUCCUGGUAGGAUUUGAGCUUCGUUUGGCGGCAUUCAUUUUUAACCGAGCUGCUAGCAAUGAACCGAAGUUUUAUUUGUAACCUGCUGGAAAUUUGUCUUUUUUUAUUUAUUUGUUUUUCGAGUAUUCGCCGAGGGAAGUAUUGGAGUUUUGAUUUAUUUGAAGAAAAUACGAUUCUCGAGUAUGGUAGAAAUCUGGUAGAAUUGAGGGUUUACUAGACCCGUAUUAGUGGUCAAUGGAUUCUGGGGAUUCUCCCCCAUCGGCCAGCGAGAUAAAAUGCUGUGACCGCGACUGCGAUUGCAACGAGUCUUCGAUGAUGGAGAAUUCUCCUUCAGGGACGUGUAUUCAGGCUGUGAAGCGCAAAUGUAAUGAGUUUGAGGAAGAAACCUGCCUCUCCACCCAAGGGGUCGUUGUGCCCCAAAAUGCCCGUGUCGAGAUAGGAAAUGAAUGUACAGCACUCCGUCAGAUGGUGAUCAGCCAGCAGCAGACCAUUGAGGACCUAAUUUCUGAGUUGGAGGAGGAGAGGAAUGCUGCAUCCACGGCUGCCAAUGAAGCACUCUCAAUGAUUCUGAGGCUUCAGAAGGAUAAAGCGGAGAUUCAGAUGGAAUUAAGGCAGUUUAAGAGGUUCGCAGAAGAGAAAAUGGCUCAUGAUCAGCAGGAGACGUUGGGAUUAGAGGAUAUGUUGUAUAAGAGGGAGGAGGCCAUACAGUCACUUUCAUGUGAGAUUGAGGCCUAUAGACACAGGAUGAUGAGUUAUGGGCUCUCAGAGACUGAAGUUGAUGGAGUUGUCCAGGCCAUGAGCCGGAAUUACAGCAUGAUUGAGGACAUGGAAGGUCAAUUUGACUAUGUAAAUGAUAUGUACCCCCCUCUCAAGUGCAAUUUGAAUGAAUCACAGGCUUAUCCAGUUGGUGAUGAUGAAAUUCCUGAUAUUGAGAAAUAUGCAUUUGGGGAAACUCCGCAUUCUGGCGACCAAUUAAAGGAUUUGGAGUGUCGAAUCAAUCAACUGGAGAAAAGUCCAAGAGCCAUUUAUCCUGAUGGUGAAUUUGUUAAUGCAAAAAAUGUGCUUGAAAAAGUAGUAGUUGGCCAUUCUCCAAGAGCCUCCAGGAAGUUCUGUACUGAAGGCCCCAAUUCACCUUUUGCAAUGGCUAAAGAAAAGGGCCAGUAUUAUUCUCCAAGGUUUGCCGGCAGUUUCAAGAAGUCAGUAUUUUCCUAUAUUGAGGAGAAUCCUAGGAAGGCGGAUAAUGCAUCAGAAUAUGGAGAUGAAAUGUGCGACAGAGUCUGCACAAUUGAUUCUGUUCAACAUGGACCUUGCAAUAAUCAACCAAUGAGUUGCAAUGCUUCUUUUGGUGUUGGUGGUGAUGAAUAUAUGGGAACUCCGAAGGAGUUGAAUUAUUCCAGUGCUAGAGACCUAGAGAUUCAAAAGUUAUAUGCAAGACUUCAUUCUCUUGAGGCUGAUAGAGAGUCUAUGAGACAAGCAAUUAUUUCUAUGGGGACUGAGAAAGCACAAGUAGUACUGUUGAAGGAGAUAGCACAGAACUUGUGCAAAGAAAUGUCUCCAAAGAAUAUGCCCAUGAGGAAGCAACCGGAGACUAGGAAAUUUACCUUCAUGUCGAUAUUCAAGGUAAUGCUGAUAACGAUAUUUGACAUUAUUUCUGUUUGUACCUUAAAAUAUGAAUGUUCAUUCAUGUCUCUCCAUAAUGUAACUCUAUGUUUUGGCAUGAUCUGCCAGUUCUGUGUUAAGCUGCAUUGUCUUCUGUUACCACCACUGAUCAAAUAGGCAUUUAGUUAGACAGUAGAUCUGGUUGUAUUUGUACACUUCAGGGUGAUGCAGAGACCAGGUAUGCCCUAUCCCUCCAAGAGAACUAGACUUUCAUCAUGCUCUUUACUACAAAUUUUGCCCUAUUGGUAGUGCAGUACAUACUGUAUAUUUCUCUCUUUAGUAAAAUUUCCUCCUAGUUGAGCCUUACCAGUUGAUAUCAUGCUUUUUGAGUUUUCAAUUGUUGGGGUAAAUCAUCAGAAAAAAUAAUAAUUUCUCGUUUAUUUGAUGUAUCAUUUUGCUCUCCUUGGUCUCAUCUCAUCUCAUCAGUGUCUUGUUAUACAACUCCAGUUUUGGGAUAUUUACAACAUAUUGAUGAAUUAAGGAGUUCACAAACUGUUUUAGUAAAAAGCCAACUUUCUAUAUUUCUCUUUGGACCAUAUUAAGAAGUUUUGAAUCCAUUCAUUAGUGUAGUGAUUAUUAUUUGCCCCGUCUUAUAUUACUAAUGCCUUUUGAAUAUUAGAUUAUCUUGCUCAUCCCAAGAUUAUGUUAUUUCAUUAACUGCUGUCAAUUUUUUCCUUCCUUUCCUUUUCAGUGGAUUGUUCCUAUUUUUAGCUGGAGGAAAAGAGGACGAAGGGCCAGGUAAGUUCAUAUCCAUCAAACUCUAACCGAUUGUCUUUUGGUGCAUUUAACCUUGGUGCUCAAAUGCUAGUUUUCUCUUUACCCAUUGAAAUUAUUUGCCACUAAGUGAAGCUGCCUAUUUGCUUCACCUCUGACAUUAAGUAUAAAUCAUACAUUACCUGGAUACUCGAGACAAGCUCUGAAUAUAGAGCUUUACUGAACAAGAGGAUUAAAAGAGAUUUUGUACUGAUGCUCCAAAAAGUUGUUGCACUUGAUUCUAGAGAGAGCAAAUGUGCUUAUGAAAGUAUUCUUAUUUCCUCAGGUACAUGUUCGGUUUAUCAGCCAACAACAUUGGCAUGUUAGUGCUUUUAGACCGAAGCCCUCGUGUGGGGUUAUGGAGGCAUCAAUUCAUUACAAACAUGUAAAACUUAAACGGAAUGCUCUGUAAUCAUUCUGUGAUGUCUAUGAUCAUCAAUAUGGAUAUAGUUUUUUCUUGAAGUCUUAGUUGCAGCUGGAUUGAUCGGGUUCUUGAUAGCCAUUGUUUGCACUUUACUUGCAUUCUUUGUUUUAGUGAUGUGGUCAGUUGCCAAAUAUAUGAAAAACGUCUAUCCUUAGCAAAGGCGUGUCUCUUAGCUGCUUCUCUUCUGUGUAUAUCGAUCAACUCUCAAGUUUAUUGUUUGCUAAAUAAACGAUUUUUCCCACCCUUGUUUA